AUGAUGUUGAGAGAGACUUUUGGACUGUAUUUGAGCUUUACCGGUUACGGCGUCGAAUUGGAGUUGCUAAUAGUCUUUGCUGAGACGGGAGCUACAUCACUGCAGCAGUAUCUCCCAGUUCUCGAAAGCUACAUUUUAGAUGUCGUUCUUUAUAUCUGUGUUACAUUCGUCUUGAAAUAUGCAAAACCAGUAUCAGAUAAGCGGACUUUUCGAAGACCUGAUCUUAGCCAAGUGCUGUCUCCUGUUGAUUCCUGUCACCAAGGUAUAAUAGAAAGUGACGGAGAUAAACCACCUAAACGGACUGUCAGGACAUUCAAAAAUGCAGACGCUUUGUGCCAAAUGAUGGCUUUCUAUGAACCACUGUUCCAAAAGAAUGAGUGUAUAGAGUGGGCGAUACAGGAUGUCGUUGUUCGCACUUCUUACGUCAAAAGUAGCAGUCUCAAUGAUACCACACCGUUUUGUAUUUUCGGUGUAAAGGCUGUGCUUUGCUAUUGCGCUGGCAACAGCUGUUUUCGUCAUUCUUGGUCUAUAGUGGAGUUUCUGCUGCAGCUGUACCGUAAUAAUGAAAAGAAAAGCCUUCGGGAGUUCAGAGCCCCAUUUGACACGUAUAAUAUAGAUCAUAUGGCUCAAAGAAAGAACUUUUGGUGCUUUCUAAAAGCAUUUCGAUACCGAUUUUAUGACAUUGAGAUACCAGAUAUGAUACCUCACUACCGUAGUUCCACUUUGGAGGAAGACUGGACAAAAUUCUACGAAGAAAUUACUAGGCGAUUCCCAGAAAAAACGGACGAUAAAAAGAAAGGGGAUGUGGACGGUGAUAAGAAAAAAGAUGGCGAUGAGAAAAAGGAUGAGGGAGGAAGAAAACGGAAAAAUCGCUUGUUCGCGGUGGCGGCCUUCAUGGGAGGUUUCAAUGCGUUAACAAUCUGCGCAAUUGUGACGUUCUUUAUUUGGUAUAAGAGUUAUGUUAAAAAGGAAAAGUUAAAGCAAGCUACUUUGCAGGCAGCUGAAGAGCAAGCAAGUGAACCGUCUUCAACAACACCUGGUGCUCCCUCACCAGUAGCUGCCUCACCUGCACCAGCUGCGGCACCAGCACCAGCUCCAGGAGCAGUCCCAGUUGCUGCUCCACAGCCAGUUGUACAGCAAGCUGUCCAAGGAUUUCCAGGAGUUGACCCAGGAGUUGCUCCGGGAGCCGUCCCAGUGGCUCCAGCUGAAGCGCCAGCACCUGCAGCUCCUGAGCAGUUUGUCCCAGAGGGUAUCGUACCCGAUCCUGCCCCACCGCCCGAUUCGCUCGUGGUCAAAUUUUGAGAAGAUUUCGUUGUACAGUAACAUUCAUGCUAUCGCUAUUCUACAGGCUUUAAAAAUUGCUUUUUUCGUUUGAAUUUGAGUGAUGCAUAAACGAACUUUCUUUCACCACUACAGUGCUCUAACAAUGGAGCUAAACAAAGCGUUUAAGC
Messenger RNA from Cylicocyclus nassatus, 1451 nucleotides. NCBI's taxonomy places the organism in Eukaryota, Metazoa, Nematoda, Chromadorea, Rhabditida, Strongylidae. The record is from the annotation of a GenBank genome assembly.